AUGUCCUCCAGCCAGCAGACCAUGGUUGCCGCCGACAGUGUCGUCGACGGCGCCAAAGACAUGACCGAAUACCCAACGGCCUCUCGCCAGCACUCACACCGCUUCCGCACGCUGUCGCUACCACGGCUCGGCGGCACCGGCAGCCGCAGGUUCAACAAAAAGAAGGAGCCCAGACUCGAGAAGUGGUUCAAGAUCCUCUUCACCUUCUCGGCCGGCUUUGCUCUCAUUCUGCCCGUCAUCAUCGGAUAUGCCUUGCACAUUCCCAUCAUCAGCAGCAACGUUGUGGCCCUCGGCCUGGGCUUCUACGGCCUGUUUGUCGUCCUCCACUACUUUGUGCAGGGCUGUUUUGCUCAGGCCAACCGAGUCCGUGUCAACCGGCUGGUCCGCAACCGCCCUGCGAACUGGAGAGGUCUCGCAACCGGUGUGCUGAUUGUCGGCUACCGCGAGGACCCCGAGCUCUACCGCCAGUGUCUCGAGAGUUGCAAGGCUCUGCAGUAUGACAACCUUCGCCGCAUCAUCAUGGUUGUUGACGGCGACGAAAAGGAGGACGAGUACAUGGGCACAAUCUUCCAGGAGGUCUUUGGCCCAGAUGCCACUGUGAUCGUGCCUGGCUUCAACAUGCCUGAACUCGGCUCAGAGUCGCCAGAGGCCAAGGCCUUGUACACCGAGCUGCGUGGCGCCAAGGGCCCCAUUUGCAUUCUGCAGAAGCACGGCGGCAAGCGCCACGCCAUGUACUGCGGCUUCCAUGUCUUCCUCAGCUGCAUCCCCACCGACGCCAUCAUGGUCACCGAUUCGGACACCUAUCUGGACUGCAACGCCGUCAAGGAGCUUGCCUUCAUGCUCGACGACCCCAAGGUCGGCGCUGCCACCGGCGACGUCCGCAUCUGGAACGACGACAACUGGAUCUCCUUCCUCUCGGCACUCCGCUACUGGGGAGCCUUUAAUGUUGAGCGAGCCUGCCAGUCCUUCCACAAGUGUGUUGGAUGUGUCUCUGGACCCCUCGGUAUCUACCGAACGGAGAUCAUCCGCGAGAUCAUCGAACCCUGGGUCAGCCAAAAGUUCCUUGGAGUUCAGUGCACCUACGGAGACGAUCGUCACUUGACCAACCUCACACUGAAGCUUGGCCAGCAGGUCGUCUACACUCACUAUGCCUGGUGUCUGACCGAAACCCCGACCCAGUUCAUCCGAUGGAUUGUCCAGCAGACCCGUUGGAGCAAGAGUUUCUACCGAGAGGCCCUCUUCAACGCUCGCUGGUUCCACCGUCAUAGCUUGUGGAUGGCAUACGAGCUGCUCUUCCAAUUUAUCUACCCGUGGAUCCUGAUGUACGCCUUCUUCACUGUCCUCUACAACCCCAAGUCGAGUCUUCGGCUGCUGCUCACUUGGGCCAACAUCCUGCUGCUCAUGGGCUUCCUCAAGUCUCUCUAUGCUGUGGUCAUCACCAAAAAUGUCAAGUUCCUCCUGGUGACCUUUUACGGAUUCCUGUACUUGCACGGUCUCAUGCUCGCCAAAAUCCACGCCAUCCUCUUCCUCUGGGAUAACGGAUGGGGAACGUCCUCCCGCUUCGGCGCCAAGAUGUCCAAGUGGCAGCAGUACGUCUUUCCGAUUAUCUGGAACCUGGCCAUCUUUGCCGGUGUCGGCUACAACAUUGCUAGAUUCUUCCUUGGCAUCACCGUCGACCCCCUCGACCUUGCCCACCCCGAGCACCAAAUCAUCCUGCGCUGGGUCUACCUUGGAACCUUCUGCGGCGCCAUCGUCCUGGGCAUCCUCGGCUACAACAUCUACAAGUGCACCAAGCGAAAGCGGGUGGUGGGCUCUUUUGCCGCUCAGGCUUAA
Polychytrium aggregatum is the source of this 1833-nucleotide messenger RNA. RefSeq names its product nucleotide-diphospho-sugar transferase. The transcript is spliced from 7 exons. Bases 1 to 1833 code for a protein of 610 amino acids. Gene Ontology annotation, molecular function: hyaluronan synthase activity. The record is from RefSeq and is a predicted model, not a curated record. Gene Ontology annotation, biological process: hyaluronan biosynthetic process; extracellular matrix assembly. NCBI's taxonomy places the organism in Eukaryota, Fungi, Chytridiomycota, Chytridiomycetes, Polychytriales.